Entrophospora sp. SA101 is the source of this 2449-nucleotide messenger RNA. Lineage: Eukaryota; Fungi; Glomeromycota; Glomeromycetes; Entrophosporales; Entrophosporaceae. The record is from the annotation of a GenBank genome assembly.
AUGUUGCCUUUUACUCAACGUAUGUUACCACAACAAACUCCGCAACAACAAUAUAAUACUAUUGGAAUACAAGGAAAUGCAAAAAUCUCUUGGGCUGUUACCCCAGAAGAAAAAGCUCAAUAUAAAGAAAUAUUUAAACAAUGGGAUUCUACAGGUUUAGGUUAUUUAACUGGUGAUAAAGCAAGAGAAAUUUUUUUACAAUCUGGUUUACCUCAAACUGAUUUAAUGCAGAUAUGGCAUUUAUCUGAUCCAAAUAAUAAUGGAAAAUUAAAUCAAGAUGAAUUUGCUGUUGCAAUGCAUUUGAUUUAUAGAAAACUUAAUGGUUAUGAAAUUCCUACCACACUUACUGCUGAACUUAUACCACCUUCGACGAGAGAUUUGACAGAAAGUGUGGACAUGCUCAAAAAUUAUCUUGCGUCUGAUAUUCAUAAUCAACAAUUAGGCACUGGUGGUGGUUCCAACAAUUAUUAUUUGAAAUCAAGAAGCUUUACUAAUUUACCAGUAACUAGUCAUAACGAUGCAACAAAUUAUAAACAUAAAGAUGAUGAUAUUGGUUACGUCUCUUCGUCAAGAUAUAAAAUUCCCUCAACAUCACUGUCGUCACGUAAUAACGAUUCUGAAUUUUCCUCUUCAUAUUCAUCUUACUCCUCAUCAUCAUCAUUACCAUCAUAUUCUUCUACUUUCAAACGACCAUCAUCUAUUGGUGAAGAUAGGUUAUCAUCAUCAUCAUCAUCAUCAAAAAGAAUAGCAGAUUUAAAAAAACAAAUUCAAGAUAAAGAAAAUAUAUUAGAUGCUUUAAAAUUUUCAGAAAGUUCAAAUUACAACUCAAAUUCUUUUAAUUCUUUAGCAUUCAACAACAACAAUGAUGAUGAAAUUAAUGAAUUGAAAAUAAAAAUUAAGGAUAUUCAAAAACAAAUUGAUUCUGCGCAAAAAAAUAACAAUGAAAAAAAAUCAAUAAAAUCUUUAUUGGAUCAACACAAUGAUUUAGAAAUUGAACUUCUUAAUAUGUUGUCCACUGUUAUACCAGAUCUUAUUUCUGAUACUCAUGAAAUUUAUACAAAAAUAGCAGAAUUAAAAAUAGAAUUUUUUAAAUUACGUGGGAGUAGUAACGGUGAACUUGACAUUAAAGCAAAAGCUCAAGCGAUGAUACAAGCUCGUCUAGCUGGUAAACCAUAUUCUUUUACUAGUAGCUUCACUGGAGGCAAUGGUGGAAGUGGCGUUAUAGACCCUGGAAGAUUGGAAGAAGAAACGAAUCGAAUAAAAGCAGAAAAGGCUUCUCGUGAUCAAACUAUUAAUGAUAUUGAGAAAACAAUAUCUAAAUUACAAGAUUCUAUUAUCAAAAUUUCACAGGAAAAACAAGAGAUUGAAAACAAAUGUAAACCAAUAAUUAAUAAAUCAUCAUUUAGUCAACCUAACAGUGACAGCAACAUCCUUACAAGUCGAUAUACUUCUUAUAACGCAUCAUCACAUAAACCUAGUUCAUCUAUAUCAUCUUCAGAUAUCGCCAGUGGUGGCAACAGAGAUACAUCAUCACAUAAAUCUAGUUCAUCUAUAUCAUCUUCAGAUACCACCAAUAGUGGCGACAGAGAUGCAUAUAUUAAAGCACAGGCAGAGCGUCGAAUGCAAGAAAGAUUAAAAGAACUUGGUGGACCAUUAGGUCUUGGGGGUAUAUUUGCUGGUGGUAUUCCAAAACUUAAAAGCCGUAGCGGAGGAAUUACAACAGGGCGCUCAAUGACUGAAAGUAGUAUUGAUUCAACAACAUCAUCAGCGUCAUCUGGUUCAACCACAAUUCCUAAUAAUAAUUAUAAUGGUAAUGGUGAUGAUGACAAUAAUAGUGGUAAUAUUUCACCAAAACCUAGAAGUUUGGGAAAAUCAGAGCGUAGAAUUUCUGCUGAAUGGUUUGGUAGUUUAUCUUCUGAUCAACUUGCAGUUGAAACAACUUCUUCACCAAUAUCACCAAUAUCACCAUCAUCAUUUACUACCAUUAAUUCAGCAGCACAACAACCUACCAUUCAAACAUAUAAUACGGGAGAUGAAAAUGUUAUAUCAGGCGAUGAAGUUGAUUACAGUAAAGAAUUCAAGGUUAAAACACUUUAUCCAUACUCAGGUGGCGUUGAAGAUCUUAAAUUUGAUGCCGGUUCUGUAUUCAUUGCACAUCCAUCAAAAAAUGAAAAAAAUGCAGAUUGGUGGUAUGGUGUUGUAGAAGAAACUGGCGCUAAAGGAUGGUUUCCUAAAUCUUAUGUUGAAAUUUAUAAAGAAGAAAAGGAAAUUUCUAAAGCAAAAGUUCUUUAUGAUUAUGAAGCUAGAAACUCAGAUGAACUUAACAUAAAAGUGGGAAAUAUUAUUUCCAUACUUGAUAAGUCAUUAAAUGAUUGGUGGAAAGCCGAAUAUGAAGGCGUAAAAGGAAUUAUACCAUCUAAUUAUGUGGAAGAAAUUCUUAAUAGUAGCG